ACACCUAGCUGAAUACCACCUGAUAAUAGCUGAGCUUCUCUGAACUUCUUUCAGACAAGAAAGGAGGACACCGAGGCAGCCAUGAUCAGCGCCAAGAGACUCGCUCAAAUGGCAAGGAAGUGGCAACGAAUGGCCGCCCUUGCGAGGAAGAGGAUCAUGCCAACCCCAGCGAAAGAAACUGAAGAAUCAUCGUGCAGCAUGUCGUCGGUGGCCGGCAAGGGUCACUGCAUCGUGUACUCAGCUGACGGCAGGCGGUUCGAAGUCAAAAUUGUGUACCUUGGCACGGCUGUCUUCUGCGAGCUAAUGCGGAUGUCGCAGGAGGAAUUUGGUUUCGCAGGCGACGAUGGCAGGAUCACGCUGCCCUGUGAUGCCACGACGAUGGAGUACGUCAUGUGUUUUCUUAGGAGAGAGGCCUCUGAAGAGGUGGAAAUGGCAUUCCUGAGCUCCAUGGCGAGGCCUUGCUACUAUGGAACUGGCUUGGCGAAAUCCAUGGGAGUUAGCCAGCAAAUUGCUGUUUCUAGCUUCUAAAGAUUAGCCAGCAAUUGUUUUCCUGUUUGGCUCGUUCCCUUUCUUGCAUGAUGUAAAACUGUAAAUAGUUACUUGUGGGAGAUGGGAAAUAGAACUCUGAAGAUGAUUGUUCAAGUGCAAAGAAAUGGGACAUGGAUAACUGCAUGUUGUUUGAACUCUGAUCUAAAA
Phragmites australis (common reed) is the source of this 696-nucleotide messenger RNA. RefSeq names its product auxin-responsive protein SAUR36-like. Gene Ontology annotation, biological process: response to auxin. Lineage: Eukaryota; Viridiplantae; Streptophyta; Magnoliopsida; Poales; Poaceae. The transcript has a single exon. The record is from RefSeq and is a predicted model, not a curated record. Bases 82 to 528 code for a protein of 148 amino acids.